Molecule: messenger RNA, 1903 nt
Organism: Pogonomyrmex barbatus (red harvester ant)
Lineage: Eukaryota; Metazoa; Arthropoda; Insecta; Hymenoptera; Formicidae
Product: putative cytochrome P450 6a14
Molecular function (GO): heme binding; iron ion binding; oxidoreductase activity, acting on paired donors, with incorporation or reduction of molecular oxygen
Source: RefSeq, a predicted model, not a curated record
UUGUUUCAAUAAAGAUCACUUGUGAUAAUCGAUCAACGACUGCAAGACAAUGGAUUAUUUUCAAGUAUUGUGCAGCAUUGCCGCCGUAAUUCUCGCUCUUUAUUAUUUUUUCACAUCAACUUUUGAUUUUUGGAAGUCACGCGGUGUUCCUGGUCCACAACCAAUAGUGGGAUUUGGCAAUUUAAAAGACGUUAUGCUUGGAAAAAUAGCGAUGAGUAAAUUUCUCAUGAAAAUGUACACUGAUUACAAAGAUGAACCAUUGAUUGGAAUAUUCGUUCACAGGACACCUAUUCUUAUCAUAAAAGAUCUAGAUUUAAUUAAAGAUGUUCUUAUCAAAGAUUUCAAUAGUUUCGGUAACAGAGCGUUCACCGUUCACGAAAAGGCCGAGCCAUUGUCGCAAAAUAUUUUCAAUUUGGAUUUGAAGAAAUGGCGACCUUUGAGGGCGAAACUGACGCCUUUUUUCACAACCCGUAAACUGAAAUAUAUGUUCUUUUUAAUAUCGGAGUGCGCCGAUCAUCUUGUGGAUUAUGUAGAACAAUUAGUGAGCAAAAACGAAAUCGUAGAAUGUUAUGCACUAACAAGCAAAUAUACGACCGACGUUAUCGGUAGCUGCGCCUUUGGUAUUGAGAUGAAUUCAAUGACGGAUGAAACCAGCGAAUUUUGCAGAAUAGGAAGAAAUAUAUUCAUUCAACCCUUCACGGAUUAUCUUCGAACCAAAAUUAAACAGAAUAGUCCAUGGCUUUAUGACAUCCUCGGUCAUAUCCUGCCGCAGACGGAGAUCACCAAGUUCUUCAUACGUCUUGUCAUGGAUAAUAUAAAGUACAGGGAUAAAAAUAAUAUCGUUAGGAAUGAUUUCAUCGAUAUACUGCGCGAAUUAAGAGAGCAAUCAGAUAAUGACAUUGAAUUUACUGAUAGUUUCCUAGUUUCUCAAGCAUUCUUAUUUUUUUCCGCUGGUUUUGAAACUUCAUCGACGGCUAUGACUAACGCGUUCUACGAGUUGGCUCUAAAUCAAAAGAUACAAGACAGAUUGCGUGAAGAAAUUAAUCAGAGUUUUGCAAAAUAUGGUAACAAUUUAUCAUAUGAGAAUAUCAAGGAAAUGAUUUAUUUGGACAAAGUAUUUAAAGAAACUUUACGGAAAUAUCCAGCGGGAUUGUUUCUUAAUAAAAUAGCGACAUCCGAUUAUACUUUCAAAGGAACGAAAGUCAGUAUAUUAAAAGGCCAAAAUAUAUGGAUUCCUUUUUAUACGAUUCAACACGAUCCAAAUAUUUAUCCUCAGCCAGAUAUCUUUGAUCCAGAAAGAUUUAAUGAAGAGAUCGUGGAAAAUAGACAUCCGAUGGCUUACUUGCCUUUCAGCGAUGGACCAAGAAAUUGCAUUGGUUUGCGUUUUGCUAUUUAUGAGACUAAACUUGGUCUUAUAAAAAUGUUACGGAACUUUAAAUUUGAACCUUGUGAGAAGACGCAAAUACCUUACAUAACUAAUGAAUCAACGUUUGUAUUAUCACCAAAAGAUGGAAUAUACUUAAAGAUAUCUAAAAUUAAUCAAGCUUAAUUACAGCUUUUGUAGAAGACAUAUAAAAAAUGGUGGAGGAAACUUCUAAAAUUAUAAUAAUGUCAGACAUGUGUGUUUCACUUUGUAUCUAUUUUUACACACAUGUUUCACUUUGUAUCUAUUUUUACACAAAUGUAAAAAUAUAAAAAUGUAUUUAUUCAAUACACAUAUUGGAUAAUAAUAAUUUUGUAUGCAAAACGACUCAUUGAAUGAUUUUUAUCUAGACUUCUUGAAUUUUAACUAUUUGCUCGACAUAUAGCAUAAGAUAUAAAAAGUAACAACGUAAUAUAUUGUGGACAAUAACGUACAUAGGAAUCGGGCCAAGAAUAAUUGCAUCGGAUUUGAAUGUAAAAA